Molecule: messenger RNA, 1170 nt
Organism: Argentina anserina (silverweed cinquefoil)
Lineage: Eukaryota; Viridiplantae; Streptophyta; Magnoliopsida; Rosales; Rosaceae
Product: probable protein kinase At2g41970
Exons: 7
Coding region: 1-1110 (369 amino acids)
Biological process (GO): protein phosphorylation
Molecular function (GO): protein tyrosine kinase activity; ATP binding
Source: RefSeq, a predicted model, not a curated record
AUGUCGUGCUGCGGCGGUGCGGAGGAAGAAAACUACGGCCCCCCUCCUAACCAAUAUACAACUGCUCCACCCCGAGGUGGCGGUGGAGGUGCAUAUGGAGGCGGAGGCAAUGACAGAGGAGAGCCAAGGAGUUCCAAUCCGGUUAAAAGUGGGGCUCCGGCAAAGGCCUUGCCUAUUGAAAUUCCGGCUAUGCCUUUGGAUGAGUUAAAUAGGCUAACGGGUAACUUUGGUCAAAAGGCUUUGAUAGGGGAAGGUUCUUAUGGUCGGGUUUUCUAUGCGAAACUAAGUAGUGGUAAGCCUGUUGCAAUUAAGAAGUUGGAUGCAGGUUCAGGAGAGCCAGACUCAGAUUUUGGAUCUCAAUUAUCAACAGUAUCAAGACUUAAGCAUGACCAUUUUGUGGAGUUGAUGGGGUAUUGCUUAGACGGAAAUAAUCGAAUUUUGGUUUUCGAGUUUGCACAGAUGGGGUCUUUACAUGACAUAUUGCAUGGAAGGAAAGGAGUACAAGGAGCUGAACCUGGUCCAGCUCUAAGUUGGAAUCAAAGAAUUAAAAUUGCCUAUGGUGCAGCCAAAGGCCUCGAGUAUCUGCAUGAAAAGGUUCAACCUUCCAUAGUUCAUCGGGAUGUCAGAUCCAGCAAUGUGCUACUCUUCGAUGAUCAUGUUGCGAAAAUUGCAGACUUCAACUUGACCAAUCAGUCAUCAGACACAGCUGCACGACUUCAUUCGACUAGAGUUUUGGGAACCUUUGGCUAUCAUGCUCCUGAGUAUGCUAUGACGGGGCAGAUAACACAGAAGAGUGAUGUUUACAGUUUUGGGGUUGUUCUAUUAGAGCUCUUGACCGGAAGAAAACCUGUAGACCAUACAAUGCCAAAAGGACAACAGAGUCUUGUUACCUGGGCAACUCCAAGAUUGAGCGAGGACAAAGUGAAGCAGUGUGUUGAUCCCAAACUAAACAACGACUACCCACCAAAGGCGAUUGCUAAGUUGGCAGCAGUGGCAGCACUUUGUGUGCAGUAUGAAGCUGACUUCCGGCCAAACAUGACAAUUGUUGUGAAGGCUCUACAGCCAUUACUCAAUUCAUCAAAACCUGCUGGACCAGACACAAAUGCUUAGAUGUUAAGAUGAUGAGCUUGUACCACAGAAUCUGCAGCAACUUGUCCUGUGUGCUUCAAC